GACGCGCGGUGUGGCCCAUGACGAGGCCCUCGGCGGCAGAGCGGCAGUCGGCGCGGCGAGGCCUACGGCGGUGGCGGCUCAGCGCGCGGGUGAGUGAGCACGCAUCGCCCGCGCAAUGUGGCCCACGGCGAGGCCCAAGUAGCGGACAACAACAGCGAGGCCUACGGCGGCGGCUCGUAGCACCUGCUGCCAUCUAAUUUUAUUUAUUCAAUUUGUAGGGGCGGGUCAUGCCCUCACCCGCCUCUAGAAAUCUAGGCGGGUGAGGGCAUAACCGGCCCCUAGAAAUCUACUUCUAUAGGCGGAUGAGGGUACAACCCGCCUCUAUAAAUGGGCUUUUAGGAUCCGGCAACAUACCCGCCUCUGCAAGCAACUAUUUUUAGCUGCGUAAAGCAGGGGUGGGUGUUGUAUCGCCUAUAAAAUUGGAUUUUUACUCGUCCCUAUAAAUCUUUUUUUUAGUAGUGAAUGCUACAUUCCUUUUGCCACAAUGAUCAUGCAUGUUUUACCAACUUUGAUGAUGCACGGGUAUCCAAAUGCUAACGUAUGGCAAAUAACUCUGAAUGUAUAUAUAGAAUGUUAAAUUUGUUUGCGCAAAUUGAACUGCCAACAGAUGGAUGCUCUUUUAUUGGUGUAGUGUUGCUCUGAUUGACUGAUUGUCUUUGCUCUUGGCAAGGAACUUAUAUAUGAAUGCAAACGUACAGGAUGCCCUGCUACGAGAUCUCUUCCUUGCUACCGGUGGCCUCAGAUUAAAGCGGCCGGUAAACUGGCGACCUGUCAAAGCUGAGCUAGCUAGCCAUCGCUCCUCACGAGCAAAGCUGCUCUGAUCACUCGCCUUUCUCUCUUUCCGCUGCCGCCUUUCGGUUGCUUCGUUCCCAAGGAUGGCAUUUCACGGCUGCUUAUUGUGCCUCUCCCGGAACGACGACGACGAGGAGAAGUGAACGAAUCCCACCCAGAGUACCUUGGUCACAGCAACCUUUGAGAGAGAGAUGGUGACGACGGACUGGGGGCCCAUCAUCGUGGCGGUGGUGCUGUUCAUCCUGCUGUCGCCGGGGUUCCUGGUCCAGCUGCCGGCGAGGAUGAGGGUGGUGGAGUUCGGCAACAUGGGCACCAGCGCCCUCUCCAUCCUCGUCCACACCAUCCUCUACUUCUGCAUCCUCACCAUCGUCGUCGUAGCCAUCGGCGUCCAUGUCUACUCCACCAAACCCGACCCCGUAGAGUAAAUUAACCUUAGAUUAUUCCGUGUGUUUAAUUUCUCCAGUGAUGGUGUAAUGCCGUUGGUGUUUUUUUUACUCCAUAUGUAUCUUUUGUAGUAUAACUAAGGUAACAUACAUAUAUACACACACACUUACUAUAUACUAUAGUGUUUUUUCAUGCUGUACUAGAUCAACGUGUUAACAGUGUAGUAUAACUACAGUGUUAACAGUUGAUAGAAAUAAAUUAAAGAUGGUAUAGAGCUUCUGUGCUAUAAAGAUGGUAUAGAGCUCCUGUGCAUUCUUUC
This is a messenger RNA of Panicum virgatum (switchgrass), 1495 nucleotides long. RefSeq lists its product as uncharacterized. The coding region runs from base 984 to 1217 and encodes 77 amino acids. The transcript has a single exon. NCBI's taxonomy places the organism in Eukaryota, Viridiplantae, Streptophyta, Magnoliopsida, Poales, Poaceae. The record is from RefSeq and is a predicted model, not a curated record.